AGAGGCACUCGGUCCACGUCCGGAUGCUCAAUCUCCCAUCCUUCAGGGUCACCCAGCGAUUUGCCAACGGCACCAUUCUAGACUUUUGCCAAGGAGCUACGAGAAUUCACAUCAUCGACUAUGGGAUCCACUAUGGCUGCCAGUGGCCCCAGCUCAUCCAGAGGCUCUCGCAGCGGCCAGAGGGACCGCCGGUGAUGAAGAUCACAGGGAUCGACUUUCCUCGCGUGGACGUCAAGGAGACAGAGAGAAACCUCGUGGAGUAUGCCAAGAGCUGUGGAAUCUUGCUCGAGUUUGAGGUGAUCACGAGCACGUCCUGGGAAUUGGUCCAGCCCAAGACUCACGUGAAUGACUUGCUCAUCGUCAACUGCAACCUCCGUAUCCGGCAUUUGCGAGAAGAUGGCAGCGUCGGCGACAAUCCGCGGAAGCUCUUCUUCGAGAAGGUCUACAGCCUCAAGCCGAACCUGUUCAUACAGUGCGUGUGGGAUGCCGGCUCCAACUUGAGCUCCCCUUUCUUCAUCCAACGUUUCGAGGGGGCUCUCGAGAGUUUCUUCACGAAGAUGGACCUGUUUCAGACUCUGCUGCAAGAGGACAUGCCGGAGGAGUAUGAUUUCAUAGGGAACAUCAUGGCAAAGACGAUCAUGAACAUGGUGGCUAUGGAGGGCGUUGAAAGGCUGGAGCGGCCAAAUUCUUACAGGAGCUGGGAUUCGAGGGCUAGAAGAGCUGGAUUUGAGCAGGAACCAGUUAGGCCGAAAGCGGUGGAGCUGGUUAAGGCAGCGUGGUGCAGCAGUAAGCCCAAUUGCAACUUCAAGAUGGGGAUGGAUGGAAACUGGUUGCUACUCGGAUGGAAAGAGAGGGUCCUCUAUGCGAUGAGCACCUGGAGGCCGCAGAACAAGCAAGCGGGCUAAACUGCGUGUAUCUUAACGCUGACUAGAGCAGCAUCAGGGAUUCUCUGAUGAAGAGUGAUCUAAAAUCCCUGGAAGAGUGGAGCUCGGCUCGGUGGAAGAAGACCGAGUCCAGUCCAGAUUCUCUUGAAAUGCAAACGGGAAUAUGUAAAAAUGAUUGGUCAGGUUAGUAAAUCGUAGUGUCAAACGCCUUUGAGGGAAAGGUACUGCUUGAUAGUGAACCCUGUCCAAAGAGUAUUCACUUUUUUCUAGUGCCAUACGAAGAGAAACGCAGUCAGACAGUGAAGUAUGAAAGUGAAAAAUAGUUCUAAGAAAUAAUUGCAUUUGGCUCACUCA
Molecule: messenger RNA, 1238 nt
Organism: Selaginella moellendorffii
Lineage: Eukaryota; Viridiplantae; Streptophyta; Lycopodiopsida; Selaginellales; Selaginellaceae
Product: scarecrow-like protein 31
Exons: 2
Coding region: 24-905 (293 amino acids)
Biological process (GO): regulation of DNA-templated transcription
Cellular component (GO): nucleus
Molecular function (GO): sequence-specific DNA binding; DNA-binding transcription factor activity
Source: RefSeq, a predicted model, not a curated record